CUGGGCUGCUCUGGCGGCGGGAGAAGCGCAUCUGUCGGAAGAGCCGAGCGUCCGACCGGCCACCUCUGAUAUAUUCCUUUUACUUCGCUGGAACAAAUUAGCUGGGGAACACUGCAGUUAUUAUUACUCCUUUUUUUUUCUCAUUUCUUGCCCGGACCAAAACUUAUCAUCCUUGGGUGCCUGGAUUUUACGCAGAGAUGUGGAGAUCAUGUACAAACACGAUCGUCUGCCUGUUGGUGGUGUGUCAGCACGUCACCGCACAGAGCAAGAUCUUUGGAGAAACGGAGCCGGUGCGCAUGACCUCAGAGGGCUCAGACUGCCGAUGCAGGUGCAUCAUGCGGCCUCUGACGAGGGAUGCCUGCAGCCGGCUCCGCAGCGGGAGCGCACGUCCUGAGGACUUCUACACCGUAGAGACUGUUAGCUCUGGCUCUGACUGCCGCUGCUCAUGCACAGCGCCUCCCUCCUCACUCAACCCUUGUGAGAAUGAGUGGAAGAUGGAUAAGCUGAAGAAGCAGGCACCGGAACUGCUAAAGCUGCAGUCCAUGGUGGACUUGUUGGAGGGAACACUGUACAGCAUGGACCUCAUGAAAGUUCACUCGUACAUCAACAAGGUUGUCACCCAGAUGAAUAAUCUGGAGGAGACUAUUAGGACCAACCUGACCAGGGAGAACGACUUUGUGAGGGAUAGUGUGGUUGCCCUAAAGGACCAGCUGAAACGCUAUGAGAACUACUCCGACAUCAUGGUGAGCAUAAAGAAAGAGAUCAACAGCCUGGGCCUCCAGCUCCUGCAGAAGGAUGCCGCUUCUCCGGACAGCAAAACUCAGGAAACGGCAGUGGGAAAAGGCAAAGAGACCACCAAGUACCCCAGCAAGAAGACACAGAGCUCUAAGCCACCCACGAAGCCAUCCAAAGAGAAGCCAGAGAAGCUGGCAAAGUCCAAGAAGGAGAGUGCGAGGCCUGCCAAGGCAGCCAAGCCUGCAGAUCCCACAGCCAAGGCUAAGGCAGCAGCCCAUCAGCCUGGCGUUAUCAGGGGCAUCACCUACUACAAGGCUGAGGACACUGAGCAGAGCUCCUCCAGCAGAGAAAAUGCCGGCAGAGCUCACAUUGCCAAUGUGGACAAGAUGGUACAAUCAGAGCACUGGUCCCACGGCUCUGAUACAAUCCCGGACAACACUGUAGCCCCCACAGCAGCACCAACCACCACAAGAAUCGCAACCACAACAAGCUCCACCACUAAGCCUGCGUCUUCCACCACAACUAUGACUGUAGCUGGACCAGAGAGACCAGCCCCAACCAUCGCGCUGGUGUUAGACAACUCUAACAACAGCAGUCGCACCUUUGAAAACCAAGCAGAGCCGGAAUGUGAGGGGACAAUUGCCUCUGUGGAGCUCCCCAAGAAACACCACAGUUACGGGCGAAACGAAGGAGCCUGGAUGAAAGAUCCAGUUGCCAAGGACUCUAAGAUCUAUGUCACGAACUAUUACUAUGGCAACAACCUCGUCGAGUUCCGGAACCUGGAAAAUUUCAAACAAGGUCGAUGGAGCAACCUGUACAAGCUGCCAUACAACUGGAUCGGCACAGGCCAUGUGGUGUACAAUGGCGCCUUCUACUACAACCGGGCCUUCACCAAGAAUAUCAUCAAGUAUGACCUGCGCAUGCGUUAUGUCGCGGCCUGGACGCUGCUACAUGAUGUGGUUUACGAGGACACAACGCCCUGGAAGUGGCGCGGCCACUCGGACAUUGACUUCGCUGUGGACGAGAGUGGCCUGUGGGUCAUUUACCCAGGCGUGGAUGACGACUACUCCCAGCAGGAGUUUAUAGUCAUCAGCAAGCUGGACCCAGGCGACCUGUCGGUGCGGAAGGAGACCACAUGGCGCACGGGACUGAAGCGCAACUCCUAUGGAAACUGCUUCAUUGUGUGUGGGGUGCUGUACGCCGUCGAUGUGUACAAUCAGAAGGAGGGGGAGGUGUCCUAUGCCUAUGACACGCACACUGGCACGGAGGCCUUUCCCCAGCUGGCCUUCGUCAACGAGCAUGCCUUCACCACGCAGAUUGACUACAACCCUAAGGAGAAGGUGCUGUAUGCAUGGGACAAUGGACACCAGCUCACCUACCACCUCAAUUUUGUGGAGCAGUAGCCUUGUUCGGACCCAUGGGACAGUCCCAGCCUGCUCCUCGUCCCUCAGCUCCCUCCUACGUGCAGCACUUUUCAGGCUGUUUCGUUCCUGUGCUCUCUUCAAUUUGCUGUGUGUGUACAUUACGUGUAAAGUUCUCCACACUCAGUCUCUUAAAAGAGACUCCCAGUUUUCAUAAUUAAUUGUGUUUUUUUUUUUUUUUUUUUGCAUUGAUAAACCCAUAUAAGACUUUUGUUUGCAUUGUCUUUGCUCAAACAACAGGACUACAUGGACAUUUUAGCAGAUAUUCUUUCAUAUUUUUCAAUAUGAAGAGACCACCUCCAAGCACUUCCUUCAGAUACAAAAAUGUUUCAU
Messenger RNA from Scleropages formosus (Asian bonytongue), 2489 nucleotides. RefSeq names its product olfactomedin-like protein 2A. NCBI's taxonomy places the organism in Eukaryota, Metazoa, Chordata, Actinopteri, Osteoglossiformes, Osteoglossidae. The transcript is spliced from 8 exons. The record is from RefSeq and is a predicted model, not a curated record. The coding region runs from base 198 to 2138 and encodes 646 amino acids. Gene Ontology annotation, biological process: signal transduction.